AUGGGAGGCUUCAGCAUCAAUGACCUCUUCAAGAGCAUGAAGAUGAGCAAAUCCAAGGUGAAGCCUGAAAAGAUCAUCGAAGAGGCUUAUGCUUGGCUGGAAACUGCAACUCUGUUGGCGGCAGUGGAUAUGGAGAUCUUUUCCGAACUGGCCAAACACGGCCCCAUGACCCAUCUUCAGAUCCGAGAACACAUGGAAUUAAACCCCAGAUCAACUCCUGAUUUCCCCGACACGUUGUUGGCAAUGAAGUUGUUGGAACGAGAUGGAGACGGAGACACGGCCCUGUACAGGUGCAGCAAGGAGACAGCUGUCUAUCUCGACAAGAACCGUCCUACUACGUACCUGGGCACUACCCUCAAGAAGGUCCUCAAGCUCUAUGUCCAAUGGGUGGACCACCCAGAGAUGCUCAAAGACAAGCACCAGAAGCAGCAAAAGUUGUCAGAGGUGGAGGAUCAGUUCCGUGCCUUGGCUGACUUCAACAUGCUCAAAGCGCAAUUCCAAGGCGAUGCGUCCGAGAAGGAAAUGAAGGUCACUCCCAAGUACAUCAUCAAGACCGCCUUUGCCUUUUGGACCUCUCGAAUGUUGCUGACUGCCUGUGAGUUUGGCCUCUUUACCCUUAUCGAGUCCGAACCCGGCAAGGAAUUGCCCAUGAAUCACAUCGCCAAGGCACUGGGGCUGCGCAAGAGCACCACUGCAGAGUUCCUUGACAACCUCGUCAAGAGUGGAAUGCUCAAGCGAAAGGGCAAGGAAGGUGAUCCCAACGCUCUCUACUACAACACAGCCAACUGUGCUCACUACCUGGACCGGAACAAGGAGAUGUACAUUGGAGGCCUCAUGGAGUUUUUUAGUGCGUAUCAUUAUGCCGCUGCUGGUGGUCUUGUCGAGACACUGCAAACUGGCGACUCUCAGUUGGCAGCCAAGGGCACGGAAAAAGACUUUUACGACGCCCUCUACCCACACGAGGGCGCUGCGGAAGGUCUGGCAGGUGGUUUGAUGAGUGUCAUGACCGAAGCCUCGGUUGUCUUUGCCAAGACAUACCCGCUCAAAAAGUACAAGACGGCAUUGGAUAUUACCGUCACGGACCGCGAGGAGAUGAUUCCUGCCACACAAAAGUUCAUCAAGGAACGAUGGCCCGAUGUGAAGGACCGCGUGAUCCCUCAAGUACACGAUUACUUGAAGGAACCGGCCCUUCCCAAGGCUGAUGUCAUCUCCAUGACCAUGGUGCUCCUCCAGUGGGGUAUUGACACCAAGAAAAUGCUGGUGCGCAAGGCCUUUGAGGCGUUGCCCGAAGGAGGAGUGUUGGUCGUUGUGGAUCACUUCAUUAUGGACGACGCCCGGCGCUAUGAUGCCUUUGGUUUGCGCAAGUCGUUGCUGAUGUUCCUCAUUCACGGUAACCAGGUAGGUGGACAGACUGGUGAUGAAGUGGGAGGUCGAACGUUCACCUGUGGAGAGUACCGAAGCUGGUGCCUUGAAGCGGGCUUCAAAAGGGUGGAGAUGGUUCCUUUGCCAGGCCAGCCCAUGCCCGCUGGAGUUGCUUACAAGUAG
Messenger RNA from Seminavis robusta, 1545 nucleotides. Lineage: Eukaryota; Bacillariophyta; Bacillariophyceae; Naviculales; Naviculaceae. The record is from the annotation of a GenBank genome assembly.